AACAUCGUUUCAGGCAACCCUGGGGUUGUUAUUUUGGGAAGAAAUCAUAGGGAAAAAGAAUAGUUUUAAAUUUUCUUUUCGUAUAUUUGUUUCUUAGUUAUAAAUACAGCAUAGAUGGAACAUAGAUGUUUUGACUUUGUGUGUUUGGAGCAUGCAACAUCCUGGUCCAGGUGCAGCUUUGCAGUCUCUCGAGCAUUAUAUUCUACUACAGUCCACGAUCCAAAUGAAUCUACAUUUGACAAGAUCCUUAUUGCGAACAGAGGAGAGAUUGCAUGUCGGGUGAUUAAGACUUGCAAAAAGAUGGGGAUAAAGACGGUUGCAAUUCACAGUGAUGUGGACGCCAAUGCUGUUCAUGUUAAGAUGGCAGAUGAGGCUUCCUGUGUUGGACCAGCCCCCACCAACAAAAGCUACCUCAACCUGGAUGCCGUCAUGGAAGCCAUUCAAAAGACCGGUGCCCAAGCUGUCCACCCAGGAUAUGGGUUUCUUUCAGAAAACAAAGACUUUGCUAGACGUCUGGCUGCUGAUGGUGUCACAUUCAUUGGACCUGACAUGCAUGCUAUCCAAGCCAUGGGUGACAAGAUAGAAAGCAAGUUAAUAGCCAAGAACGCAAAAGUCAACACCAUCCCUGGUUAUGAUGGAGUGGUCAAGGAUGCUGAUGAAGCUGUCAGAAUUGCCAGGGAAAUCGGCUAUCCCGUCAUGAUCAAGGCUUCAGCAGGAGGUGGUGGGAAAGGAAUGAGAAUAGCCUGGAAUGAUGAUGAGACCAGGGAAGGAUUUAGAUUUUCAUCACAGGAAGCCGCCUCAAGUUUUGGAGAUGAUCGCCUCUUGAUUGAGAAGUUCAUUGAUAAUCCUCGGCACAUUGAGAUACAGGUUCUCGGAGACAAACAUGGUAACACACUGUGGCUGAAUGAGAGAGAGUGUUCCAUUCAGAGAAGGAAUCAGAAAGUUGUAGAAGAGGCACCAAGUGUUUUUCUAGAUCCAGACACCCGAAGAGCCAUGGGAGAGCAAGCGGUAGCAUUGGCGAAAGCUGUCAAUUAUUCCUCUGCUGGCACUGUUGAAUUCCUCGUGGACUCUAGGAAGAACUUUUAUUUCCUAGAAAUGAAUACUCGACUUCAGGUUGAGCAUCCUGUCACUGAAUGCAUUACUGGCCUGGACCUGGUCCAAGAAAUGAUCCGUGUUGCCAAGGGUUACCCACUUUGCCACAAGCAAGCUGAUAUUCCCAUCAAUGGCUGGGCAAUUGAAUGCAGAGUGUAUGCAGAGGAUCCCUACAAAUCCUUCGGACUGCCUUCAGUUGGGCGCCUCUCUCAGUAUGAAGAGCCAUUACACGUGCCCUGUGUUCGUGUUGAUAGUGGCAUUCAGGAAGGAAGUGACAUUAGCAUUUAUUAUGAUCCUAUGAUUUCAAAAUUGGUGACCUACGGAGCCAGCCGUGCAGAAGCUUUGCAGAGAAUGGAAGAGGCACUGGACAGUUAUGUCAUUCGAGGAGUGACUCACAAUGUUCCCCUGCUCCGGGAGGUUAUAGUUCACCCACGCUUUGUUAAAGGAGACAUCACUACAAAUUUCCUUCCAGAAGUCUACCCCGAUGGUUUCAAAGGACAUAAGCUGUUGGAUUCUGAGCACAAGGAGCUGCUGGCUACAGCCGCAUCAAUUUACGUAGCUUCUCAGCUGAAGGCUCAGCGAUUCCUCCGAAGUUCUACAAGGGCUCCCGCUGUUAAACGAGGAGAAAGGAGCUGGGAUCUGUCAGUACAGCUGGAUGAUGGGACGCAUUCUGUUACAGUCUCACAAGCAGGUUCAUCAUACACUGUGGAGGUUGAUGGAAAGACAUUAAGUGUGACCAGUGAAUGGAACCUAGCGUCACCCUUGUUGCCUGUCACCAUUGACGGAACCCCAAGGACCAUUCAGUGCCUCUAUCGAGAUGCAGCCGGAAAUAUGAAGAUUCAGUACCUUGGGACAGUGUACAAGCUCCAAGUGUUGACCCAGCUGGCAGCGGAGCUGAAUAAAUACAUGCCGGAAAAGGUGCUAGAGGACACUGGCAACACCAUAAUAUCACCCAUGCCUGGAACAAUUGUCAGUAUAAACGUAGCAGUUGGAGAUGAGGUUUCAGACGGUCAGGAGGUGUGUGUCAUUGAAGCAAUGAAAAUGCAGAACAGUUUGAUGGCUACUAAAUCUGGAAAGGUUAAAGAAAUAAACUGCAAGCCAGGAGACACUGUUGGAGAAGGAGAUGUCCUUAUAGAGUUUGUGUGAUGUGCGUUUUUCAGAGGAGUGUUAUAGAUUCACCGUGCAUCAUGUUCUCCGACCUAUAACUCCAACAG
Mobula hypostoma (lesser devil ray) is the source of this 2306-nucleotide messenger RNA. RefSeq names its product propionyl-CoA carboxylase subunit alpha (gene pcca). Gene Ontology annotation, molecular function: metal ion binding; ATP binding; propionyl-CoA carboxylase activity. The coding region runs from base 115 to 2238 and encodes 707 amino acids. Gene Ontology annotation, cellular component: mitochondrion. Lineage: Eukaryota; Metazoa; Chordata; Chondrichthyes; Myliobatiformes; Myliobatidae. The record is from RefSeq and is a predicted model, not a curated record. The transcript is spliced from 24 exons.